AUGAGUGAGCGAAGGGAAGGAGUGGGUGCUGCUGUUCUUGAUAAUCUGCUCUAUGCUGUUGGUGGCCGUGAUGGGUGGACCUAUUUGAAUAGUGUUGAAAGGUACCACAGUUUUUCUUUGUCCUAUUUCGGCACGAGUUUCCCACGGAUAGUGAGCACG
Cooperia oncophora is the source of this 159-nucleotide messenger RNA. The record is from the annotation of a GenBank genome assembly. NCBI's taxonomy places the organism in Eukaryota, Metazoa, Nematoda, Chromadorea, Rhabditida, Trichostrongylidae.